UUUACGGCAUCAAUUAUGAGAACAGGCGUAAUUCUUAACCAAUUUCGAUGAACAAGGCCUCAUCUUAAAGACGAAGUUUUAAUCUAGGACAUACUUUCGAAUUUUUGAAAAAGCUUUGUUUUCUUUUUUUUUUUUAAUCGUGUUAAAGAAUGGUAUUUCUCAAGAAUAGUUUAUGCACAAAUAAAAGGCUUUUUUUUUUAAUGAUCCAAAACAAUUACAUAAACAUAUCAUUAGUUCCUUACAAGUAUGUUCAAUGGUUUUCUUUUUUAAUAUCAGAUUUCAAAUAUAGAUAUCAGGUGACGCUACAAUCGGGAUACUCUAUGAAACUAAACAACGCGUCAACAAAGCGUAUAACCUAAUAAAAGUAAAGAACACGUGUUUAAGUUAAUUUCUUCAAAACAAUAGUGUAAUAUUUAUAUGUGAAUAUAAACAAGUUGUACAUCUGUAACAAACGAAUAUAAUAUUAAUAUAAAGCACAUUUUAUAUUUAGUUAGUAUAAAUAUAGUGAAAAUGAAACGAUUAUUAGAAGGCGUUAUAGAUGAGGUUAUUAUACAACCUAAAAAAGUGAAACCCAUAAUCGUUAAUUUUCAAAACGGCGAGCUAAAAGAUGAAGCAGCGGAGACUAUGUCUUGUGGUCUUUACUAUGAUAAAAAAAGAGAAAAGAAAUUACUGGCUGUGUCCAAUGGACAAAUUGUUUAUAAGGGUUACACGCCAGAUAAUAAACAGCAGUUUAUGCAAACAAUGCUUGUACUUCAUAAUAAAAGGACUGGGAAGAUUAGAUUGGUACAAGCAGAAAGGUGGUCUGUAAGUCCUGUUCUUGAUAAACAAGUGAUAGAUAAUAAUAAAAAUACAGAUGCUGAGAGAAUUGCUUUAUUGAAUAAACAGUUUGGUUCAAAAAAAGUAAAGAGAAAAACAGAGCAAUUUGAAAGAAUGAAGAUUAAUGUCAAUGCUGUUAAAGAUGAUCUUGAAAAAACUGUUUCAAAUAUAGAAAUAAAUCAGGAAGAUCUAGAGACACAAAUAGCAGAUAAUGAUAGUAUAACAAACAUACAUUUACCUCAUUGUAACAGAGAUGCUACUAAUGUAAAAGACGUUUAUAAUAUAAAUGAUAUCAUACCAGAAAAUAAAUUAGAAACUCUCUACGAAACAGCUAAAGAAACUAUAAAUCGUGUUCCUGAAGGCAAAUCAAAAUUUUUCACGCAUGCCUUAAGAUUUUUGAAGUCUGAUCCAGAUAAUAUAAAGAAAGUAGCUCUUCUAUUGUACAUUGAAACAGUUUCCAAAUGGUUAAAUAUACCCAUAAAGGAUGCAAAAAAACGUGGAAUUAAUAUUUGCCCUUAUUCGGAAGAAGUUAAUUCACACAUUAUUGAAACUUAUAGCAUACAAAGUUAUAGUGGGAGGUUGAGACCUGCUAGUAUGAAAGAUAAAGCUAUCAUACAUUGUAUAAUUUUAGGCUUGAUUAUUUCUGACUUCAUAAUAGAUCUAGAAUUACUUGCAACUAUGUUAAAUAGUCGAAUAGGAAUUAGGAAAUUAAUAGAUCUUGCCAAAAUAAUUGCAGCUGUGCCUAACAAAAAUGACAAGAAAACGUUCACUUUAAAACUUCCUUUGCCGGAACAAGUUACUAUGGUUAAAAAAGGAAAAAAGAAACGAUCUUAA
Molecule: messenger RNA, 1650 nt
Organism: Vespa crabro (European hornet)
Lineage: Eukaryota; Metazoa; Arthropoda; Insecta; Hymenoptera; Vespidae
Exons: 6
Coding region: 511-1650 (379 amino acids)
Biological process (GO): nucleolar large rRNA transcription by RNA polymerase I; RNA polymerase I preinitiation complex assembly; transcription elongation by RNA polymerase I
Cellular component (GO): RNA polymerase I complex
Molecular function (GO): DNA binding
Source: RefSeq, a predicted model, not a curated record